GAAGAAGGCGCUAUUCCUCUGGAAGGAAGGAGGAGCCCAAGAAUGGAGAGAGAGAGAGGGGCAGGGCCAGCCUUCCUCCUCCUCCUCCUCCUCCUCCUCCUCUAAAUCUGGAGGGACAAGAUGGCGUCCUGGGGCCCCCGUUUCCUGCUCCGUUCCUCAGGGCUUUUCCCUCGGACCCAGGGUUCCCGAAAUGCCGCCCAGAGGCUCCUCUCCGUCCAAAGGAGGCCCUUCAGCGACACCAAAAUCCUGGUGGAGUUUGACGAAAACAAAGGGGUUGCAGUGAUGAAGAUGAAGAGUCCGCCGGUCAACAGCCUCAGCCUGGACUUCCUGACAGAGUUUGUGAUCAACCUGGAAAAGCUGGAGAACGACAAGGGCUGCCGGGGGGUCAUCUUGACCUCGGGCACCCCCCACAUCUUCUCCGCAGGGCUGGACAUUAUGGAGAUGGUGGGCAAGAGCGAGGCCCACUACACAGAGUUCUGGAAGGCUGUGCAGGAGAUGUGGCUGACCCUCUACAACUCCAGCAUGGUGACCCUUGCAGCCAUUAAUGGCUCCAGCCCGGCUGGCGGCUGCCUGAUGGCCAUGUCCUGUGACUACCGGAUCAUGGCAGACAACCCCAAGUACGGCAUCGGCCUGAAUGAGACGCAGCUGGGCAUCGUGGCUCCGUUCUGGUUCAAAGACACCAUUGUCAAUACGGUUGGGCACAGGGCAGCGGAGCGCUCCCUCCAGCUGGGCCUCCUCUAUCCUCCUGCGGAGGCCCUCAAAGUUGGCAUGGUGGAUGAGUUGGUGCCCGAAGAGAAGGUCCAGAGCAGGGCCGCGGAGGUGAUGUCUCAGUGGUUGGCCAUCCCAGGUCAUGCCCGCCAGCUCACCAAGUCCUCCAUGCGGAAGCCAACACUGGACCGCCUGGUAGCUCACCGGGACUCUGACAUCCAGAAUUUUGUCCGGUUCAUCUCCAGGGACUCCAUCCAGAGGUCCCUCCAGAGUUACAUGGAGAGCCUGAAGCAGAGGAGAGGCUGACCAAGGGAAAGGGAGAAGAACUGGGGCCCUUUGGCCUCCUCCGGAGCCAUCAGACGUUGCCUGGCAGCUCUCUCAGUCUUGGUCAUCUGGUCCCCGGUUGCCCUGCGGCCUUUGCCCCGGUGGCCCAAGUGCCUUUGCUGCCUUCUGCACUUCUGUUUGCGUGUGCGUUUUGGGGGGUGUUUGUUGUUUUUGGAGCUUCCACCAGAAUACAUAUCCCAAACUCCAUAGGAUGGAGCCAUGAGUGUUAAGGUGCGAUAAUGGUGCCAUGUGUGGGUGCCCCAUGGGUCCUUGUGGUGUCCCAAAUCUCACCAAAUGUGAAUAAACAGUUAAAACAAG
Messenger RNA from Sceloporus undulatus (fence lizard), 1350 nucleotides. RefSeq names its product enoyl-CoA delta isomerase 1 (gene ECI1). Gene Ontology annotation, molecular function: enoyl-CoA hydratase activity. The record is from RefSeq and is a predicted model, not a curated record. Gene Ontology annotation, cellular component: mitochondrion. Lineage: Eukaryota; Metazoa; Chordata; Lepidosauria; Squamata; Phrynosomatidae. Gene Ontology annotation, biological process: fatty acid beta-oxidation.